AUGGCAUUAUUCAUGUAGAGAUCCAAACAAAGAAAAUAUGAAAAAGAGAGAUCUGGUCUUUGCCUUUAGCUACUAGCUAGCUCUUUCCUCUCUUCUCCAUUGCAUCAAAAUCAAUUGAGUUUGAGAAAUUUUUAUCAUAAUGUCGAUGCAUGCAAAAACAGAUUCGGAAGUAACGAGCCUGACGGCUUCAUCGCCAACGAGAUCACCGCGGAGGCCUUACUACGUGCAGAGUCCUUCCCGUGACUCGCAUGACGGUGAGAAGACGACUAACUCGUUCCACUCCACCCCGGUGCUCAGCCCUAUGGGAUCACCGGGUCAUCACUCGCGAGACUCUUCCUCGACCAGGUUCUCUGGCUCGAGGAAAGUGAGUGGACGUCAUCAUCAGCAUCAGAGGAAAGGGGAUAAGGAUUUUGGUGCCAUCGAGGAAGAAGGCUUUCUAGAUGACGGGGAGAAUCGGAGUAAAGGCUUCCCCAGACGCUGCUACUUCCCGGCCUUUGUUGUUGGUUUCUUUGUUCUCUUCACUUUCUUUGCUCUUAUCUUGUAUGCCGCCAGUAAACCUCAGAAGCCCGUUGUCACAAUGAAGAGUAUAUCAUAUGAUGAGUUUAAGAUCCAAGCAGGAACGGGGAGUUCAGGGGUAGCAACUGAUAUGGUGACAAUGAACACAACAGUGAAGUUCACCUUCCGCAAUACAGGAACAUUUUUCGGGGUUCAUGUGACAUCAUCAUCCAUCGAUAUCUCUUACAAUGAUCUAACCCUGGCCACCGGAGCUAUAAAGAAAUUUUAUCAAUCAAGAAAAAGCCAGAGAAGCAUAGCAGUGACGCUAAAAGGCGGCUACGUGCCCCUGUACGGAGCAAGUGUAGAUUGGAGCAGCAAAGAUGGGAAAUUGACAGCACCAGUGCCACUGACUCUCAACUUCAACGUACGAGCCAGGGCCUAUGUUCUGGGGAAAUUGGUGAAACCCAGGUUCUACAAGGCCAUCCAGUGCAAAAUAAUUUUGGACCCAAAGAAGAUGAACAAGCCUCUUUCGUUGAAGAAUUCGUGUACCAAUAAGUGACUUUGACAAAUAAUAAUUGAAAUAAAGUGACAGAUUAUAUGUUAUUAUACAGUUGGUGUCAUCUUUUGAUGUUACAUUUUUAUUUUCGUAUCAGUGUAAUUUAAAGUCAUUUGUUGAUUUUUUGUAA
Molecule: messenger RNA, 1181 nt
Organism: Daucus carota subsp. sativus
Lineage: Eukaryota; Viridiplantae; Streptophyta; Magnoliopsida; Apiales; Apiaceae
Exons: 3
Coding region: 140-1054 (304 amino acids)
Cellular component (GO): plasma membrane
Source: RefSeq, a predicted model, not a curated record